Messenger RNA from Ceutorhynchus assimilis (cabbage seed weevil), 1236 nucleotides. The record is from the annotation of a GenBank genome assembly. NCBI's taxonomy places the organism in Eukaryota, Metazoa, Arthropoda, Insecta, Coleoptera, Curculionidae.
GCGAGAGCGAAUCGGUGCCUGAUUUUCAAGUUAACAACUAAGUGCAAAUACUCGCAUCUCGUUAUCACCUGGUGAUAAAAUUCGUCGGCUGUAUAUCGCUCGAGCAGCUGUCAUUGUCACCAUAGAAAUGAGCGCGGACGCGGUGGUACUGGAUGGAGUUCCUCAAAAAAUUGUCAUCGUCAAAAAGACUUUAGGUUCGGAAAAUUCGCUCACAUCAGACGAUACGAAAAUCAUUGUUUUGGGAGUUGCGUUCAGUGUUGUCGGUGGAAUAAUUUUUUUUAUAGUUCUUUUAUGUUUAUGCAAAAGACGCAGAAGAAGAAACAGACUACGAAAGAAUGAUCAAGAAAUUUCUUCAAGUUCCACCUCCACAACUAAUACAUCACCUCCAGUAUUCACUAUACGUCAAGAAGUGCAACUGAGAACUACAGAAGACGUGACGCGAAGAUACGAAAGAAGUAUUUCAUCGUUGUCCACGAAAAGUCAAGUUUAUUUGGUACCUUUUGCGGUACUACCACCUGACUUUGAUUUUUCUUCAAGAGAAGUCGAAGUCAAGGCAGACUAUGUGAUAUUAAAAGACUUAAGAUUCUUAGAAAAAUACAAAUCAUCUGAUAACAGUAGAGGCGUGGUCAAUGAAGCCUAUGAACAACAGGAAUCUUAUAAUCCUUACAUUUAUGGUACUAUUCCUCCAUUAGUGGAAGCCUAUAAGAAACAAGAACCUUAUAAUCCUACUUUUUAUUGAAAGCCCUCUAAAACAAGACUUGGAUGAUUCUACUGAAGUAAAUUCGACAGUGUUUUAAUACAACUAGGAGAGGCUGAUAUCGUACAGGGUGUAUCAAACUGAAUACUUGAAUGUACUUUGAAACUAUACAUAUAAACAGUAAGUGAUCAUCAAAUUUGGGACACCCGGUAUAAUAUUUUCGCGAAAAAAGUUGCCUAAAAUACUCUUUUUAUGAAAAAAAAUAUAUAUAUAUUUUUUUUACCUAUGUAUUGAUUAGCUUUGUUUGGAAAAGAAUCAAUGGGGCCAGUAAUAUUACAAACGUAGUUAGACUACCAAUAAUCUGUUACAAGUAAUUUUAGUUGUGGGUAUGUGAUUUUUGUAUCUUUAGCAACUUUAUUUGUUCCUUAUAGUUUUUUUAUGUAUAUAAAUUAUAUUUUAACAAUAAUUUUUUUUUUCAUUAUUUAAAAGGUGUUGAAACAUAUAGACAUUGGAAAUUAUAGUGAAUUUCCAAGGACGUA